Messenger RNA from Heterocephalus glaber (naked mole-rat), 1824 nucleotides. NCBI's taxonomy places the organism in Eukaryota, Metazoa, Chordata, Mammalia, Rodentia, Bathyergidae. The record is from RefSeq and is a predicted model, not a curated record.
AGGGCCGCGUCCCCGGCUGGCUGGGCCGGGCGGAUGUCGGGGAUCCCCUACCGCCGCCCCGAGCCGGCCGCCAGACCCACGCGGGCGCUGUGGGCCCUGAGGCCGGAGCUGCUACGUCUUCUCGCCUCGCAGCCCCUUCCGAAAACCCUGCGCCCCGGGCCUCGCCGAGGGCCCGGCCUCGCUUCAGGGACUUGGGGACGGUAUGUGUUCAGCAUAGCCACGCCUCUGAAUGCGGCGGCGAUGGGCGCCAGGCCCUCGCGGCGGGGGCGGCCCGUGGACCCGCCCAUGGCCCUGGACGAGCUGCCCCUCGAGCUGCUCGUGCGGGUGCUGAGCUACGUGCCGCCGUGCACGUUAGUGACCCGCUGCCGAGCGGUAUGCCGCACCUGGCGCGAAGUGGUAGACGGGCCCACCGUGUGGUUGCUGCAGCUGGCCCGCGACCGUAGCGCCGAGGGCCGCGCACUCUAUGCCUUGGCUCAGCGCUGCCCGCCCAACAGCGAGGACGAGGAGGAACUCCCGCUCUGCGCCCUGGCGCGCUUCUCUCUGCGCGCGCCGCUCCGCCGAAACCUCAUCUUCAACUCCUGCGGAGAGCAGGGUUUCAGAGGCUGGGAGGUGGAGCACGGCGGCAACGGCUGGGCGGUGGAGAAAAACAUAACCCUGGUGCCUGGGGCUCCUUCCCAGACCUGCUUCGUGACUUCUUUCGAAUGGUGCUUCAAGAGACAGCUUGUGGACCUGGUGACGGAGGGGCUGUGGCAGGAGCUGUUGGACAGCGCCCAGCUUGAGAUCUGCGUGGCUGACUGGUGGGGCGCCCGAGAGAACUGCGGCUGCAUCUACCGCCUUCGGGUCCGCCUCUUGGAUGUGUACGAAAACGAAGUGGUGAAGUUCUCCGCGUCACCCAACCCGGUCCUUCAGUGGACUGAGAGGACCUGCCGACAGGUCUCCCACGUAUUCACCAACUUUGGCAAGGGCAUCCGCUAUGUGUCUUUUGAGCAGUAUGGGAGAGACACGCGUUCCUGGGUGGGGCACUAUGGCGCCCUGGUGACCCAUUCCAGCGUGAGGGUCAGGAUCCGGCUCUCUUAGCUGGCCAGCAUGACCACACCUUCCGGGACACACUGCCAUAUGCUAGAUGUCAUCAAAAUCAAAAGUGGCUUUGCAGCCCUGAGCCUGAGGAUACCCAGAUAUCCAGAGUCCCAUGGCACCUGCAUGGUGACCUUCGUGCUGUAUGACAAACCAGAGACCCCAACAGACACUUCGUGGCUCGCUGAGCUCCCCAGGUAGGGAUGUCACAGACUGGGGACAUUAAGUUGGUUUGUGUGCCUGCAAGCUGUUCCUUCACAGGUAGACACCUGAGUUAAGAAACAAAGGUUAACUGAAUCAAGAAACAAAGGUCAAAACAGCCUUACGAUGGAGAGGGGGAAGCUGCUGAUCAGGGAAUGGUGACUCUUGUCCAUGUUUUUGAAGUGAGUCACUGGCAGAAGCCAGAGUUCAUUUGGGCCAUCUGUCCUUAAGACCCACAGGGGCCUCAAAGGAAACCCUGUUGUUUUGGGGUCUCUGGGAUUCAGCUGUGGGGCCCUAUAACCAGCCAUCUCUGGGCACUGUCCAGCCCGCCCCUUUGAGCCACCUAUCUGCCAUCAGAAUUCUCCAAGGCCAGUCCCCACCCUCACCUCCUGCUGGAUGACACCCUCCUUCCCCCUCACGAGUGCCUUCCUGUAUGGGGACCUGGCACAAGGCCCAGCAUGUGGAAAAGCACCCUGCCCCUGAGUCCAAGUGCUGCCCAGCAGGCCCCAGCCAACCAACUGGCUCAGUAAAAUUGGUGUUAAGUAUGAG